This is a messenger RNA of Oryctolagus cuniculus (rabbit), 1948 nucleotides long. NCBI's taxonomy places the organism in Eukaryota, Metazoa, Chordata, Mammalia, Lagomorpha, Leporidae. The record is from RefSeq and is a predicted model, not a curated record.
UUUGCUGCCAGCGGUAUGAGCUUUGGCCGCCAUUUUACAACAGCUCCACUUGCAGGGACACAGGGAGCAGCGAGCACGCAACCCGAUCCCCUGGGACAGGAUUCCUUGGCCAUAGCCCAAAGGGGAGGGCUAGUUGCACAUAGUGAUUUAGAUGAAAGAGCUAUUGAAGCUUUGAAAGAAUUCAAUGAAGACGGUGCAUUGGCAAUUUUUCAGCAGUUUAAUGACAGUGAUCUCUCUCAUGUUCAGAACAAAAGUGCCUUUUUAUGUGGAGUCAUGAAGACUUACAGGCAGAGAGAAAAACAGGGGACCAAAGUAGCGGACUCUAGUAAAGGACCAGAUGAGGCAAAAAUUAAAGCACUCUUGGGAAGAACAGGCUACACACUUGAUGUGACCACUGGACAGAGGAAGUAUGGGGGACCGCCUCCAGAUUCUGUUUAUUCAGGUCAGCAGCCUUCUGUUGGCAUUGAGAUAUUUGUGGGGAAGAUCCCAAGUGAUCUAUUUGAGGAUGUGCUUGUUCCUUUAUUUGAGAAAGCUGGACCUAUUUGGGAUCUUCGUCUUAUGAUGGAUCCACUCACUGGUCUCAAUAGAGGUUAUGCAUUUGUCACUAUUUGUACAAAAAAAGCAGCUCAGGAGGCUUUUAAACUGUAUAAUAAUCAUGAAAUUCGUUCUGGAAAACAUAUUGGUGUCUGCAUCUCGGUUGCCAACAAUAGGCUUUUUGUGGGCUCUAUUCCUAAGAGUAAAACCAAGGAACAGCUUCUUGAAGAAUUUAGCAAAGUAACAGAGGGUCUUACAGACGUCAUUUUAUACCACCAACCAGAUGACAAGAAAAAAAAAAACAGAGGCUUUUGCUUUCUUGAAUAUGAAGAUCAUAAAACAGCUGCCCAGGCAAGGUGUAGGCUAAUUAGUGGUAAAGUCAAGGUCUGGAAAAAUGUUGGAACUGUUGAAUGGGCUGAUCCUAUAGAAGAUCCUGAUCCUGAGGUUAUGGCAAAGGUGAAGGUACUUUUUGUAUGUAACCUUGCCAAUACUGUAACAGAAGAGAUUUUAGAAAAGGCAUUUAGUCAGUUUGGAAAACUGGAACGAAUAAGGAAACUGAAAGAUUAUGCAUUCAUUCAUUUUGAUGAACGAGAUGGUGCAGUUAAGGCUAUGGAAGAAAUGAAUGUCAAAGACUUGGAGGGAGAAAACAUUGAAAUUGUUUUUGCUAAGCCACCAGAUCAGAAAAGGAAAGAAAGAAAAGCUCAGAGGCAAGCAGAUCAGAUGUAUGAUGAUUACUGCUAUUAUGGUCCAAUUCAUAUGCCCCCUCCAACAAGAGGUAGAGGGCGUGGAGGUAGAGGUGGUUAUGGAUAUCCUCCAGAUUAUUAUGGAUAUGAAGAUUAUUAUGAUUAUUUUGGCUAUGAUUACCAUAACUAUCAUGGUGGAUAUGAAGAUCCAUACUAUGGUUAUGAAGAUUUUCAAGUUGGAGCUAGAGGAAGGGGUGGUAGAGGAGUAAGGGGUGCUACUCCAUCUAGAGGUCAUGGGGCUGCUCCUCCCUGUGGUAGAGCCGGUUAUUCACAGAAAGGAGGUCCUGGAUCAGCAAGAGGCAUUGGUGGUGUGAGAGGAGGUGUCCAACAACAAAGAGACCACGGGCAGGGAAAAGGGGUCGAGGCCUGUCCUGACCUGUUACAAUGAAGACUGACUUGCUAUGUGGGAUUACACCAGAAGCUUGCAGUGGAGUAAUGGUAAGGAAAUCAAGCAACCUUAAAUAUCUCAGCUGUAUAGGAGCAUAUUCUAUUGCAGAAGACCUUCCUAUGAAGAUCAUGGAAUCAAAUACGGGACAUUGAACUAAUACUUGGACUUUGAUAUGAAUUUCUUUAACAAUUUUCUAUGCAGUGCAAGUUAUUAAACUAAAGCUACUCUAUUUUCCAAAUGUGUUCCAACAGAAAUCCUUCAUAACUUCUAGCAUGAUCGCUUA